Rotaria sp. Silwood2 is the source of this 1662-nucleotide messenger RNA. NCBI's taxonomy places the organism in Eukaryota, Metazoa, Rotifera, Eurotatoria, Philodinida, Philodinidae. The record is from the annotation of a GenBank genome assembly.
AUGGAAGUUCGUCAACGAUUAGAAAAUCAACAAAAUAACAACGAAUCUUUAAUUGAAGAAACACAAUCAAAUGAUAGUCAUGUUUCAUCAUCAUCAUCUGAAUCUUCUGACGAUGAAAAAAUUCAUAAAACCUCAUCUAUUUUAAUAGAAAAUAAUUGGAAAAAAGAUCAAUGGAAUAUAAGUCUUCUAUUAUUUCUUUAUUUAUUACAAGGUAUACCACUUGGUAUGGCAGCUUCAAUUCCACUUAUAAUACAAACAUAUGGUGCUAGUUGGUCUCAACAAGCUAUAUUUUCAUUUGCAUUUUGGCCAUUUAGUCUUAAACUUCUAUGGGCACCUAUUGUUGAUGCAUUAUAUUUAAAAAGAUUUGGUCGAAGAAAAACAUGGCUUAUACCAACUCAAUAUAUUAUCGGAUUUGUUAUGAUAAUUUUAUCAUAUUAUAUAUUUGAUAUAUUAGAUGAUCCAGCACCAACACCAGCUAAUCAUCAUCCACGUAUUUAUUUUUUAACAUCGAUAUUUUUUGGUUUAUCAUUUUUGGCUGCAACUCAAGAUAUUUGUGUCGAUGGUUGGGCACUUUCAAUGCUUUCAAAAGAAAAUCUAGGUUGGGCAAGUACAUGUAAUUCAGUUGGUCAAACAGCUGGAUAUGUUUUGGGAAAUGUUGUUUUUCUUGCACUUGAAUCAAAAGAUUUUGCAAAUCAUUAUGUACGUCAACCAUUAAAUUUGGAAUUACAAUCAACUGGAUUAAUUACUUUGUCUGGUUUUCUUCUUUUCUGUGGUAUUAUUUUUACAAUAUCAACAACAUUAAUUGCCUUAUUUAAACAUGAAAUUGAUGAAACUUAUAUUUCAAAUGAACCUCAUUUUGGUCUUAUUGAAACUUAUCAAGUUCUUAUUAAAGUUCUUCGUUUACCAUCAGUUCGAAGUAUGGCAGUUAUUUUAUUAACAAUUAAAAUUGGUUUUUGUGCAGUAGAUUCUAUGACUGGAAUUGAAUUACUUGAACGUGGUGUUACAAAAGAUUCAUUAGCUUUAUUAGCUAUACCAUUAACACCAUUAGAAAUUCUUUUACCAUUUUUUAUUUCAAAAUAUACAACUGGAACAAAACCAUUGAAUGUCUUUGCUAGAUCACAUCCAUUUAGAUUAUUUCUUGGUGUUAUAAUGGCAUUAUUUGUUUAUUUUACACCAUCAUUUCAAAAUUAUAAUAAAACAUUUCCUUGGUAUUAUUAUACAUUAGCAAUUAUGAUCUUUAGUAUACAACAAGUAUUUGUAUACAGUAUGUUUGUUUCACAAAUGGCAUUUUUUGCACAAGUCAGUGAUCCUAAAAUAGGUGGAACAUAUAUGACAUUACUUAAUACAUUAACAAAUCUUGGUUCAAGUUGGGUUUCAACAGCUGUUUUAUAUUCGGCUGAUUUUUUAACAUGGAAAAAAUGUACAUUAAGUGAUGAUAGAUGUCGAACACCAGCUGAAGAAAAAAAUUGUGCUUUGUUAGGUGGUAUAUGUCGACCAUAUAUUGAUCCAUAUUAUAUUGCUGUAACAAUAUCUACAAUAGCUGGAAUUAUUUGGUUUAUAUGGAAAUAUGGAGCAAUGAUGCGUUUACAAGAUUUACCAAUAAGUUCAUGGAAAGUACAAAAGAAUAAUCAAAAAAAUAAACCAUUGUCAACAAAUGAUUAA